This is a messenger RNA of Symphalangus syndactylus (siamang), 2713 nucleotides long. It is a transcript of the gene UPK1A, whose product is annotated as uroplakin 1A. Gene Ontology annotation, cellular component: membrane. The record is from RefSeq and is a predicted model, not a curated record. Lineage: Eukaryota; Metazoa; Chordata; Mammalia; Primates; Hylobatidae.
UAAAUAUAUUGAUCUGAUUGGAUAUGGUGCCUGUUUCCUCCCUGAUCUACUUCCGUUUGCUCACACAGCCCCUGCCACACUGGCCUCUUCAGUGCGCAGGAACUGUGAGCAAAUGAGGUACUUCAACACACCAGGCUGGCUCCAACCCUGAAUCCUUUACACUUGCUGUUUGCUCGACCUGGAAUGUUGGGCCACCGGCUGUCCACAAGCUCACCCCUCACUGCCUUCAGGUCUUCAUUUAGCGAGGCCUUCUCUGACCACUCAGCCUUCAUCUUCAACUCCUCCCUGUUUGUGCCCCUUCACUCCUUUUUUUUCUCUCUUUUCAAUUUUUAUUUACUUACUUUUUAAUUUUUGGAGACGGAGUCUCUCUGUCACCAGGCUGGAGUGCAGUGGUGCAAUCUUGGCUCCCUGCAACCUCAGACUCCCUGGUUCAAGCGAUUCUUCUGCCUCAGCCUCCCAAGUAGCUGGGAUUACAGGCACGCGCCACCAUGCCCAGCUAAUUUUUGUAUUUUUAGUAGAGACGGGGUUUCACCAUGUUGGCCAGGAUGGUCUCCAUCUCCUGACCUUGUGAUCCACACAGCUCGGCUUACCAAAGUGCUGGGAUUACAGGCGUGAGCCACCAUGCCUGGCCUUGUUUCUUAAGCACUUACCGCUAACAUGCCAAAUAUUAUCCUUCAUCAUUGCACCACUGGAAUGUAAUUUCCAUGCGGGCAGAUUUGGAAAUAUAUAUUUAAUUCCCCUUUUCAGCUUUUUUUUUUUUUUUUUUUUUUUGAGAUAAGUUCUUACUCUGUCACCCAGGCUGGCAUGUAGUGGCAUAAUCUCGGCUUACUGCAGCCUCCGCUGCCCAGACUCAAGCCAUCCUCCUACCUCAGCCUCCCAAGUAGCUAGGACCACAGGCAUGGACCACCAUACUCGGCUAGUUUUUUGUUUGUUUGUUUUUGACAGAGAUGGGGUUUCACCAUGUUGCCCAGGCUGGUCUCAAACUCCUGAGCUCAGGUGAUCUGCCCGCCUUAGCCUCCCAAAGUGCUGGGAUUACAGGCCUGAGCCACCGCACGCCAGCCUGCUUUUUUUCCAAAUGUUCUAAUCUUUCUCGUUUUAUUAUUAUUUAAAAAAAAUUUUUUUUGACACAAGACCUCACUCUGUCACCCAGCCUGGAGUGCAGUGGCCUGAUCACAUGUGGCUCCCUGCAGCCUUGAACUCCCAGUCUCAAGAGAUCGUCCCACCCCAGCCUCUCGAGUAGGUGGAACUACAGGCAUAUGCCACCACACCCAGCUAAUUUUUGUAUUCUUUUGUAGAGAUGGAGUUUGCCCAUAUUGCCCAGGCUGGUGUCCAACUCCUAGGCUCAAGUGAUCCUCCCACUUCAGCCUCCCAAGAUGCUGGGAUUACAAGCAUGAGGCACCGCACCCAGCUCAGCUGUUAAUCUGGAAUUUCAGGAUGAUGGCAUCUGCGGCAGCAGCGGAGGCUGAGAAGGGAUCUCCAGUUGUGGUGGGCCUGCUAGUUGUGGGCAACAUCAUUAUUCUGCUGUCAGGCCUGGCCCUGUUUGCUGAGACCAUAUGGGUGACAGCCGACCAGUACCGCGUAUACCCACUGAUGGGAGUCUCAGGCAAGGAUGACGUCUUCGCUGGUGCCUGGAUUGCCAUCUUCUGCGGCUUCUCCUUCUUCGUGGUAGCCAGUUUUGGUGUGGGCGCCGCACUGUGCCACCGCCGGUCCAUGGUCCUCACGUACCUGGUGCUCAUGCUCAUCGUCUACAUCUUCGAGUGCGCCUCCUGCAUCACGUCCUACACCCACCGUGACUACAUGGUGUCCAACCCAUCCCUGAUCACCAAGCAGAUGCUGACCUUCUACAGCGCGGACACCGACCAGGGCCAGGAGCUGACCCGCCUCUGGGACCGCGUCAUGAUUGAGCAAGAAUGCUGUGGCACAUCUGGUCCCAUGGACUGGGUGAACUUCACGUCAGCCUUCCGGGUGGCCACUCCAGAGGUGGUGUUCCCCUGGCCCCCACUGUGCUGUCGCCGGACAGGAAACUUCAUUCCCCUCAACGAGGAGGGCUGCCGCCUGGGGUACAUGGACUACCUGUUCACCAAGGGCUGCUUCGAGCACAUCGGCCACGCCAUCGACAGCUACACGUGGGGUAUCUCGUGGUUUGGGUUUGCCAUCCUGAUGUGGACGCUCCCGGUCAUGCUGAUAGCCAUGUAUUUCUACACCACGCUCUGAGGGACAAGAGGGGAAGGCAACAUACACACCCCGGACUCCUCUGCAUCCUCCUCCUGCUUCCUCCGCUGGGGCCUGGAUGGCUGCCUCACCUCUCACCUCCCAACCUCCCUAGCCAUUACCUCCUUCCACUUCCAAGAUCUUUUUCCGGGAUCCUGAGCCCUACUGUGCCUCAGGUGUGCCCUGAAACCCCAGGGCUUGUGUGCACGUAUCCUGAGCCCUUGACCUCACUCCACUUGGCUGGUUCCUGCCCAUCUUUCAAGGGACCUCUCCAUGAUCCCACCUCCCAUUCACAGACACCUUUCUUGUAGUUCUCUGACCUCCUCCUUCAUGGCAGGCGUCACCAUUCUUGCUGAACAGUUUGUGAUUACCAUUUGAGCUCUGGAAGCCUCUAUUGCCAUGAGAGUUCUGUCACGGUCACUUUACUGUCCCCAUCAUCAGCCAGCACGGGGCUAAGCACAUACUAGAUAGUCAAUAAAUAAAUAAUGAAUGAAUGAAUGAA